UCAUCUGUCAAACACGUGACGCGUUUUUAAAUGCACACAUCUCCGCCACUCAGCACCCCGUGAAUUGAUUUAGCCCCGCCCAAAAGAAGAUCCAGCCAAUCAAAAUGUAAUAUGUUCCAGGCCGCGCAUCCUGACACACCCCUCGAGUACCCACCUCCGUGCCGAAACGGUGAGUGCAGAAGCAGCAAGGGUCCAGUCCAGCCACUACAUCUGUGGACGUUUCAACGAGUGACUGCUGUAUCACAUGAAAGGCUUAACAUUUACCUAGCCAGAUGUGUAACACAACAUAUCGUUUGUUCAUAUUGUGAGCGUUUUCCAUCGGAAAUAAUUCUGUUGUUUGGAUGCCGGGAAGCUCCUUGGGUAAAUACGACGCACGCCAUUUGUCUUGUCAUGACCGAAUAGCAUUGUGUGAAUGCUAUGCCGGCGUACACUAUUUGCAUUUUGGAGUUCAUGUAAGUCAUCAUCUCCCUCCACGAUGCAAGUUAAUCGUGUAGCUGUCCUUACCGUUUUCACGUAGCACCGUGUGCGUUCAAUUUAAGGCUCCUAUGAUGAUAAAGGCGUUUAUUAAACAUGUCCGUCGGUUCCCCUGGGUCACCAAUGUGACAUUGUACGGUUGCCUGUUUGCUGGAGGGGACUUUGUUCACCAGUGGUUUUCGCAACGGGACAAAUUGGAUUGGAGCCAUACACGCAAUGUCGCCGUAGUCGCGUUCAGUUUCCAUGGCAACUUUAAUUUCUUCUGGAUGCGCUUUCUGGAGCGCAAAUUCCCGGGCUAUUCCGCCGGGAUGGUGAUGAAGAAGCUUUUCUUGGAUCAGACCACGGCUGCGCCCUUGGCCACCAGUGCAUUCUACACAGGUGUCAGUUUCUUAGAGGGCAAGGAGGAUGUCAUGGAAGACUGGAGGGACAAAUUCCUGAACACUUACAAGACUGGGUUAAUGUUCUGGCCCUUCAUGCAGUUUCUGAAUUUCGCCUUGGUGCCUCCGUACGUGCGAACAACCUUCAGUGGCUGCUGUGCCUUCAUUUGGGCCACUUUCUUGUGUUUUUCGCGUCAGAGUGGCGACGGCACCGCCGGUGCUGCCCUCGAGUGGAUGUUCCCCUCCAAAGGGGACAGAACAGAACAGACAGACAAAGUGAAAAGUAAGGCAAUUGCUUCGAAAGAGGCAGCCCUAAAUCCUUCAUCCAAACAGAAGUGAAAAAAAAGAAAAUGAUGGAAAAUACAGUGGGAGUCAUGGUAGAAAGCAGCUCAUGAAUUACUCAGGGGGUCUACGUUGGCCUUAAGUUGCCACGGUCGUUCAGAUUUCGAAGCCACACUCUCGGCCGCAACAUAAACGACACGUGGACAUCUAGAAAUAAUUAAACAUAUGCCAGUAUCAAUACAAAAUUCAUCCAUCGAUUUUCAACACAACUUAUCCUACAAUAAUCUUUAAAAGCGUCAUCAGUCUUGUUACAGCUUCUGUAUUGUAUCUCAUUGUGGCGGUGUACCUAAUGCUGUGGUCAGAAAGUGCUCCGCAAUACGAUAGGAGAUAGUCUUCCAGAAACAGGGUGAACAAGCAUCAUGUUUUAACUGUCAUCAUGUCUGCGAGGCUUCUCACUCUCACUCACAUUUGCUCUCCAAAAAGGCUCGAAUCACAGGUCAUAGGUCAUCUUGGUGGCUAAUAACUGUCCACAAUCUGCUUGCUCUAUUGUGACCAGAGCAUAUCAUCAUAUUCAAGAAUGAAACAACUAAUAGCAAAAAUAUGUAGUCAUGGGACCAUCAAAUAAAUGCCACAAAGUUCUUUAAACGGUACACUGGCUUGUUAAAAAGAAAAAUACCAUCUCCCCUAUCGCCAUGGUGACCCCUGAUCACCUACUUGUUGUGCAGGACUCGUGCAAAGUUGCACCACAUCAAAACAACCAGACAUUAUUUAUUGCAAGCAUUAACGUUUACCACAUACAUUUAGAAACUAUUUUUACUUCUGAUCUUUGAAGUUCAGGUAAUGAAUAUGCAGCUCGUGGUAGAUACACUUCUCAACUGUAGGGGAAGCCCACAAAACAAGCUGUUGAUGUGACCCUCUUUUUUAUUUUUACUUUAUUAAAUUUUUUUUUUGUCCGAGCAGCUUAGGCUCUCAUGACGAUGAUCAUGAUUGUUGAGCCACUAAAAAUGAAAAAUUGGAAAUGUGAAACUAGCUUGAAAUGGUUGGUGCUAAUAUUUCUUUGCAUUCGAUCCGCUACUGUCACAUAAUAGGAGCGUGGCUGAUUAUCCCCAACAAUAUAAACGCAUCGCCGUUACCUGGGGCUGCCACCACAGCAUAUAUUGGAUACAAAAACAUUUACAGACCCUUGUUCAAAUGCCACGUUUUUGUGAUUCUGGAAAAAAAAAUGGAUCUAGAUGUAUCAUUUCAAAACAUUUUUCAACCACUAAUGUGAACAAUUGAGAUAAUGUGGGCAUCCGUGUUAAAUGGGAGUCAGAACAAGGUUAUUAUUGUUUCCCCCCCCCCCCGCCUUUUUUUAAUUUACUUUGGACUUUUGUUUUUUAAAUUCAGUUUCCGUAAUCAGUAAGUACUUUUAAAAAAAUGUGUUUUUUCGCCCUGCGUAGCAUUACGGGCUGAGUUGAGUGACAAAAGAGAAGCAAUCUCAAAACACGACAUUUGUAUUUGCCGAUGAUGUCGCUUUGAGGCGACACUUCAUAAGUGAACGACGAUUCCCAAUAUGACAGUUCAAAGAACUGCACAUAUUUCCAGAGCUGAUGGAAAGCGAUUCAAACAGCUGCCAAGUGCCCGGCACCAAGAGGUUAAAAGAGGAAAGGUUUUGAUCUAAUUUUAUUUUCUAUUUGUAUUUAUUCACAUUUUUAAAAUUGUUUUUGCAUGACAAAGAACUGGCAUUUCAGCAGGGGUGUGUAGACUUUUUGUAUGCAAAGUUUGUGCUUUGGCACAUGUUGCCAUUCAUCUCAACCAGGUCACAAAAACCUAUUAGUAGGCACGAUAAUGUAGGAAGUAUCAUAUACUUUCCACUGUGUACCCCUUUUUGAAACAGAAAACUACGUCUAAUUAAUGCGAAGGGCUACCAGUCCAACACACACUUCUGAAGUAGCAAAUAUCCUCAAUUACCUUCAAGAAUUUUACCAUGAUCUGGUAUGGUAUGAUUAAGGAAUCACAUUCUUUUUUUUUUUGUGAAGACGCUGAUCAUGUUAAUGAAUUCUCAAAAUAAUAAGGAAACGACUGAAUAUCAAUCAGUAGUCUGUGACACCUCAUUUCUAAUAAACCUCUGCCAGUGUUUCCAUUUUCAAAUGAUCACAUUCUUAGAAAAUCACAAUGUCCUACUCAUGUAGAUAUUGGUGAUCCCCUGAUAUCCAGUGCGUGCACAACAUAUGGUAGGUAUAUACAUACACACGUAUUUAUAUGUAAAUACCUACCUGCAUAUAUACUGUAUGUGUGUAAAUGAAUGAACACGCAUACUAUAUAUAAUAAAGACAUACACUUAGGUUUGCAAAAACGAUGCUCCUCUCUGUGCUGCAUGAAUGUAAAAAUAUCAUCUUUGCAUCAUUCCCUCACUUCAUCCAUUUUUUUUCUUUGCAUUCCACAAUGUUUUUUUCAUGUAUGAUGUUAUUUUGUGACCAAUCAUCAUUCGUACAAACAUCACUGACUAAUAUGUAAACAAGAACCUGUUUGUGCGUAAAUAGUAAGUUAAGACCUCUGCCAAAAAGCUUUUUUUGGGGGGGAGGGGCAUGAAUCGCCGCACUCGCGUGUUAGCUAUCAUAUCACAGGAAGAGUUGGUGACAAGAGUCCUUUUACUACAAAGUAUACUAAUGGGAUUAGUUGUAUUUGAUUUGUCUCACUGACAGGAAGGAAAACCUGUCGAUUGAUUGUGUUCAAUAUUGAUGUGAAUUUCAUUGAAAAAAAAAUAAGAAUAAUCCUUAACACUUUUUAUCAGAUGCCUUUAAACUGUGCUGGAAUUUACAUUUUUUGUUGUAUUUAUAAUUAUAUUGCAGAAGGUUAGAUUUGUUGUGUGCUAAUGUCUACUACACAAGUCAAAUGACUGAAUUGUUUGUUUUAUUAUAUUUAUUAUAUCGGCUGGUGAAAUAAAUGCUGCGUUGAUUUUGAUACCACAGAGACAUUUUUGGAUCAGUGAUGUGGUUGGUGAUCAUAUUCGAAACUAGUUAAGUGAUUGUGACUGUGAUGAAAAAAAAUCAUUUAUAUUAAUGAAUAAAUACAGAUGAACGUACUACA
This is a messenger RNA of Hippocampus zosterae (dwarf seahorse), 4202 nucleotides long. Its product is annotated as mpv17-like protein. Gene Ontology annotation, cellular component: membrane; cytoplasm. NCBI's taxonomy places the organism in Eukaryota, Metazoa, Chordata, Actinopteri, Syngnathiformes, Syngnathidae. Bases 546 to 1190 code for a protein of 214 amino acids. The transcript has 4 exons. The record is from RefSeq and is a predicted model, not a curated record.